AUGACACCUACUACGUUUGCUUUACAGAAAGCGGAUGGUUAUAUUGAAUAUGACACAUUCUUGUCGACCGAUUUUGAUUCCAACAGUUAUGCGAAUACUAUUGUAAAUCAGUCAGGCACAGGAGAUGGGAGUGAUGUUAGCACUGCUCUUGCCAAACUAUCAUUUAACAUCGACAGUCUCAAUAAACAAAUACAAGAGCAGGUUGUUGGAAACUAUGAAGCAUUGUUGGGACAGAUAACAAGCAUUAAAGGGCUCGAGACAAUCCUCUCAAGUGUACAUACCAAUAUUAUUGACUUGAAUGAAUCACUUGGACGAUUGUCUACGAAGAUCAGGGAACCAUACAAUCAAUUACAGACUUAUGCUAUCCAACUUGAAAACUUACAGGCGACCUCAAGCUUAUUGAGCCGUCUCCGUCGUUUUCUUCUUUUGGUACGUCGAUUGGAAACUUACCUGGCCAAUAUGAAGGAAGAAGGAAUGGGAGAGCGCGAUAUGACAGCCGCAGCAUUAACACUUCAUGAACUAGAUGCGAUCAUGAAGGAAACAGAUUUUGAAGGGGUUGAUGCUGUGUCGACCAAGCUGGAUUUUAUUAAAGAAAGCCGAGAGUAUGUUGAGGGUGAAGCCAGUCGCCUGUUGAAAGAGGGAAUUGAUUCACAAGUACAGGCCAAGAUGGCAGCUGGUCUGCAAGUACUUUAUAAUAUGAAGGAGAUGAGCCAAAAAGUGGAAUCAAUUACUAUAGAAAUUCUGGACGAUUUAAAAAGUGAUAUUCAGCAUGUAGUAGAUAUGGAAUCACUUCAAAAAGAGACCCGAGUUGCCGGUCAAACAGCUAGCUCAUCUGUAAGACGAGUCAAUAAUGAACCGGCAUUUGGUAACCAAAGUACCUUGACACAAGCCGUGUGGAGUCGUGUGGAAGCAUUGAUGCAGACUAUGGGAGACGCCUGCAUAAAGAUCUAUGGCUUGGAAAAAGUUUUAGAGCUGAGAAAGGAUUCAUUUACACAAGUGUCCUUUUUGGAAGAAGUGUCAAAGGUGCUCGAUUCUACCAGUUUAGUGAGUUAUUUCUGGCGUGUAUUAUCUGCCACCUUUGAAAAGGAAUUAAAAGAAGCAACAAAAGUAUCUACCUUUCUUCAAAACACAUUUGUGGGCGACUAUCCAAGACUGUUACGUUUACUAUACGAGUUCUUUUCUCGAGUUGCUAUGAAUAAUGGCACGGCCCUGUCAGAUUAUUCUCAAAGUCCAGAAUAUGUCAUUAUGUUACGUAGCUUUGGUACAUUUGAGAGUGGGUUCUUGGCCCGAUCCUUAACUAGGAUGUAUGAUACCGUUAAUGCCACGUUUCCUGCACACGGUGGGAUCAAACGAUCUGUACCAACCAAAGCAAAUGUACUGUCCAUUACUCGGGUUAUUGGAAGUGAGUUGGAAACUUCCGCAUUCGAGCCCCAUCUCUCUCAGGCUGUGGCCAAAAAUGCAGUCAAGGUUCUCAAUAUGUUUUGUGUUAAAUGCGAGGGUUUGACUCCUACUGGUGACCAACCCAUCUAUACAGCAGUUCCAAACAAUGCGAUUGCUACUUAUCUAAAGCUGAGUAUUGAGCUUGCCAACAUUCUGUACUUUAUGCACCAGUCCACUUGGAAGGUGCUUGAUGAAUAUCCAGAAAAGACAAUUGAUGUUGUGAAACAAGGAGCAGAGGACUGCCGACGUUUGAUGAUUAACAUUGGACAUAAUUUGGUCGAGGCUAUCAAAGCAGAUGCAGAUCGGGUGCUGCUUCGGAUGCACCAAGAAGACUUCUCAGGACAGCUUAGGCGCUCGUUUGAUCCAGAAGACAAUGGUUCUUCCACUAGCGGAUACAUGAAAGAGCUGGCCCGCCAUGUGCGAUACUACCACUCGACCAUUCUAUCCAGACUUUCGUGUGGAACUGAACCAAAAGGAUGGGCUCUUGAGAUCAGUAAACAUAUUAUUGGUGUGUUUAUUUUUCAAGUCAGCACAGUCAGACCUCUGAGUGAGGCUGGAAAACUUAAACUUGCAGGCGACAUGGCCGAGCUCGAGUUUAAUGUGAGUCAAUUGAUGAGCGAAUUUGGAGGAAAGAUGGAAGACAUCGGUUUGGAAUACAAAGCACUUCGAGCAUUCCGACCACUAUUGUUUUUAGACUCGGCGCAAUUGACAGCGGCACACCAUACUACCGGUCUUUCAAAGCUUGUCUUGAUCCACCACCUUGCAGUUCGUUCCCAAUCAUCUUCUCGUGCUCUGCCUCUCCCGCACACUGUGUAUGAUAUCCCUAGGCUGGAGUAUAUGAACUGGAUGAAUCGACAAACUGAGAAAGAAGCUGCAGAGUUGGCAAUGGCUGCAAUUCGGAAAGGAAGCAAUAUGUCGGAACCCGAACUUCAAGAAGUGCCAGAAUAUCGCUUUAUGAUUGCAUUAGUAGACCAAGCUGAAUAAACCUGUAUAUUUAAAAGU
This is a messenger RNA of Phycomyces blakesleeanus NRRL 1555(-), 2442 nucleotides long. RefSeq lists its product as hypothetical. Gene Ontology annotation, cellular component: COG complex. NCBI's taxonomy places the organism in Eukaryota, Fungi, Mucoromycota, Mucoromycetes, Mucorales, Phycomycetaceae. Bases 1 to 2424 code for a protein of 807 amino acids. Gene Ontology annotation, biological process: intra-Golgi vesicle-mediated transport. The record is from RefSeq and is a predicted model, not a curated record. The transcript has 14 exons.